Molecule: messenger RNA, 825 nt
Organism: Coprinopsis cinerea okayama7#130
Lineage: Eukaryota; Fungi; Basidiomycota; Agaricomycetes; Agaricales; Psathyrellaceae
Exons: 4
Coding region: 1-825 (274 amino acids)
Source: RefSeq, a predicted model, not a curated record
AUGUCCACAGACGCAGACCUCCAAGCCGAGAUUGCUCGCGCAGCCAAAACUCUCGCAGGGGUCUCCGCUGCUGCGAGUACCAUCUCCAUCCUAGAGUCAGGCCUCCAAAUAUUCAUGGCCAUAUACGGUCUCUCCGUCUGGCUCGACACCUCAGAAGAACAGCGCAAACGGCGUCUACCAUACAUCCUCCUGAGCUUUUCCAUCCUCUUCUUAUCCGUCAUCCCCACCUACCUAGGUGUCGCCGACGAGUUCAAAGUCUUAUACAACUCUGGUCCUGGGAUUGAGUAUCUGGAUAUGAAAGAUGCCGCUCGAUCCAAAUGGAACCAGAUGCUCUCGUAUGCGUUGAUCUUCGCUGGAAAUUCUGGUGUUCUAGUGAGUGGGUCUUUGGUGCUCUAUCGCUGCAACCUAGUCCGGUAUGAUCUUCGCUGGAUCAUCAUCCUCCCAAGAGCGAUCUACCUCGUUCUAAACGGCCUCUCGGCCUACACCCUCUACGAAAUCUCCAAACUCGACCAAAACGCCACAGCCAACGUCCACCUGAGCGUGGCCAUGCUCCUCCUCAACGUAAUCUUCUACAUCCUCGUCACAAGCCUCAUCAUCUUCCGCCUCCUCCGCGGGCACAGCGCCGUUGCUAAAGUCCUCCCUGGGCGGAGCUUUACAGCGCACAGAGGAGCCAUCAGCAUCCUCGUCGAAUCCGCUCUGCCGUUGACGAUAUGCGGGUUCAUCUCCGGCGUCGUAAAUGCCCAUAUCAAUAUCGGCAAAGGCACGCAGAAUUGGGUCACGAUGUUCGCUGUGGGGUACAUCUUCGAUGCCCUAUCCACUUGCUGA